Messenger RNA from Aspergillus calidoustus, 1398 nucleotides. Lineage: Eukaryota; Fungi; Ascomycota; Eurotiomycetes; Eurotiales; Aspergillaceae. The record is from the annotation of a GenBank genome assembly.
AUGUCCAGACACGAGCCGGUUGACCUUUUGGGCGACCUCCCGCCCGAGAUAUUGCACCUAAUCGCUCAACAAAUCAUCUCCGCUCGAGACUUGAACGCUUUCGCUCGAACGAACCGCUAUUAUUACGAGAUUUUCAACUCACAUUUGUAUGUGCGCGAUAUAAAACGCAAAAAGCGACGACCUGCGAUUGUCUGGGCUGCAGAAAGGGGCCGGGAGGAAACAAUGCGCGUGGCGCUGAAGUAUCACAAUCCGCUGAAGAAAACGGCACCACUGAUUGUCGCUGUUGAGAAUAACCAAGACCGGAUUGUGAAAAUACUUCUACAGAAGGAGGGGGUCGAUAUUGAGGCUACGAAUAAACACGGGGAUACGCCGCUGGAGAUCGCCGUGCAAAAGGGCUACGCGUCGAUUGUGAAGCAGCUCCUGGAUGCGGGAGCAAGAGUACAGUCGAGGAGAACAACAAGGAGACUACAUUACUUGGUCUGUGAAUCGCUUCUGUGGCAAGCAGUUAGAUAUAGGCACCAAGAUGCCGCGCGACACCUGAUCCAAUCCGGUCAGUUCGAUGUCAAUGAAGGGCCUCAUGGCUGGUACCAGUACGUUCUCACCCUGGCGAUCUCGAGCCGUCAAGAUGAAAUCAUCGAGGACCUCCUCAUCGCCGGAGCAGAUCCAACCCUGGAUCAGCCGGCAUUGGUCCAUGCAGCUACAUGUAACAAUCCAUUCGCUGCGCACCUUCUUCUCAACUACGGAGUUGAGCCGAAUGAGUGCUAUUCCGUGCAUGACCGGCGGACGCCAAUCUUUUGCGCGAUAUUCAGCGCGGCUCUGGAGACAUUGGAGGUCUUCAUUGAUUGCGAGAGAGUAAAUGUCAACGGUUUGAACGCCGAUACUGACACGCCACUAACAUACGCCAUUGACUGGCGCCAACCUUGUCUUGCGCAGCUCCUACUACGCCGGAAAGACCUAAAUGUCAAUCUGGCACUUCCCUUUCCUCGCGCAAUACGGAAGGGGUAUACAGAUCUGGCACGGAAUCUCCUUGGCACUGGCCGGUUAAACGACUUGUCUAUAGCCGAAGGUUUUGCGGCAGCCGUUGAGACAAAUAACCUGGAUAUCACGCUACUCCUAUUGGACAGGGAAAAGGUUGAUGCAAGUAGUGAGCAUUUCUUUCGCCGCGCCAUUGAACGCGGUCAUGUCAUUGUCGCAGAAGCUCUCCUUGCUCACGGACACUUGAAUCAUGAGUCAAAAUCAGAGGGUCUCGCGGCGGCGAUCACGCGGAACGAGGCGAGCACGAACAGGUUGAUUCAGUUGAUUCUCGAUUCUGAUCUGGACCUCAGCAAGCAGAUCGCGGAUGACGCAAUACCGAUACCGUUAGCACAAAAUUGUGCGGUCAAGAAUGCUGGGGCUUGA